Messenger RNA from Lachancea thermotolerans CBS 6340, 1923 nucleotides. RefSeq names its product KLTH0G07150p. The coding region runs from base 1 to 1923 and encodes 640 amino acids. The transcript has a single exon. The record is from RefSeq and is a predicted model, not a curated record. NCBI's taxonomy places the organism in Eukaryota, Fungi, Ascomycota, Saccharomycetes, Saccharomycetales, Saccharomycetaceae.
AUGUGUGCUCGCAUGGAACCCCGUUGCGGGGAAGUUUGCGAGGAGAUGAGCGAAACGGACGCAAUGACGGAACAUGUCAGUGUAUUUACGCCUGUGGGCCACGCAGGAGCCCCACUGCCCCACGACUACUUCCAAGACGCAGAGUAUGGUAACUGUAGAAGCAGCAUCAGCAGCAGCACUCAAGACUGGUGCCGCGCAGACCCGGGGAGGUGUUGCGAUAACGAGGCAUCGGGCGUAAUGUCGCGGCUGCCGACAGAGCUGAAGACACAGAUCACAAGCAAGCUGUCUCAGUACGAUCUUGUGAAUGUCGCCAGGGCGUGGCCGGCGUUUCGCGAGGCCGCGACGGCGUCCCUGCACGAAAAAGUGGUGGUGGACGCACACUACUCAUAUCUGAAAGACGACUGUGAGCGCGCGACUUACAUUAAAACGCGCUACAACCUUAAAAAAUUUCUACAGCUAGCGGCGACGGGGUGCGAGCCGGGUGCGGGCGUGGGCCCCUUGGUGCGCUCCUUCGAAAUCGUUAACCUCCCUGACGGCAUGAGCCAUGCUGAGGCCCGUGCACUAGUUUGCGGUGGGCUUCCCGCUAUGACGGGGUUGAGCAAGUUCUAUUGCGACAUCGAUGCGCUAGCGCUACCCCCGCAGAUCCUGAAGCUGAUGCCCAACAAGCACGAGUUGCAGUCGCUGGCUGUAAACGUGGACUUGCGGCACAUGUGCGAAGACUUCGGGCGGUUCGAGCAGAUCCGCAAGCUCUCCGUGUCUCCCUUCUGUGACUCGCGCAAGCUGGCGUCUUUUCUUUCGCAGAUCCUGGUGCCUGGAGUUGUCGAAAACCUCUCGACGCUCCGCAUGGCCCGUGAGACAGCGUCGCUGCUCAAAAAAAACGCAACUCAGUCCCUGGUGGUAACGGGAUACAUGCUUGAUAACGGUGCCGCACGACCCGAUGCCUCCGAGGGUCAGGCUCAGGGCUUGGCGCUGCUGAGUCAACUGGACUUGGACUUCUGGAAGUUUCUGGACCGCAUCACGGCGCAGGGCACCCGCCUAUCCAGCCUCACCAGUCUAGAGGUCGAUGACGUUAACGUGGUUCCUGAAGACUGCGGCCGCGUGGCCCGCGGCCUGGCGUUGGACAAGCUGGAGUUCCUCUCGCUCACAAACGUACGCGAGUUCCAGGUGCUGCCCGCAGUGGACUACGAGGUGCGCGACUUCACCAGCCUGGCGCUGGAGCAUUUGCGGCCCAGUUUCCUGCUCGGGGUCGCGCCGCGACUCCGGUGCCUGCGGAAGUUGAAGCUGGACUACCGCGAGCCCAUCAUGGACUCCGGCCCAGAAUUCCUGCGUCUGCUGAAGUCCGACGCCCACACGGCGCUGGAGGAGCUUGACGUUUCCAUCCAUUGGGACGAAACCAAGCUGGCGAUGUGGCCCAGCUGGCACGCACUGGCACGGCGCUACGUGGCAGCGAUCGCCGCGUAUGGCGCAUCGCUCCGGAAACUGUCGCUGGUCGCCUAUCAGGAUUCCAAAUUCUACGAGCAGCCUAAGCGAAUCCCAGCUGACCUGCUACCUCAGUUAGCGGCCUGCAGCUCCCUGCGCAGCUUGCGCGUCCACGGUGAGUUCAUGCAGCUUGCCGGCAGCCCAGGCUCGCUUCUACCGUUAAUUGCGCAGCUGCGCCACUUGCAAGACUUAGACCUCGUUGGCAAGACAGCGCCGCAGCACAUGGGUUUGAUGGUCGUUCACGACGGCGUUCUGGACCGCUGGUACCGGGUAAUCCACGUUGCCAUCGCCCUGGCCCGAGCAAACUCGUCCUUACGCUUGGUGCGUGUCGACAAGUGCUUAUUCGAAUGCCGCCGCGACGGCACGGUCACGCCGCGCACCACAGACUCCGACGCCUGGUUCGACGCUCGCACUCGCGUGCAAAUGUCGGCUGGUGACUUCUAG